UCCCCUCCUCCCCUGCUACAGCACACCUGCUUUCUCUUGGCUGCACGCAUUCUCACAGUGAUCAGCUCUUUGGCCUGCCGCGCUGCAGCUUCACUCCAUCCCUCUCUGGAUUUUCGGGUGGCCGUCUUUCUCUCCCGUUCCUGCAAACGGCACAGGUCAUUGACAGCAUGAGGUUGGCCUGUCUUACCCUGCUCCUGGUGUCCGUGUGCUGGGCCCUGCCCUUCCGUCAGUCUGGCUUUCUGGACUUCAUGAUGGAGGACGAGCAAAUUUCAGGUGAAGGGCCACCUGUCGUCACAACGAAGCAAGAGUUUCCCCCUGAAGUACCUAUUGGACCCGUUUGUCCAUUCAGAUGCCAGUGCCAUCUGCAUGUGGUGCAGUGCUCUGACCUAGGGAUGAAAAACGUUCCUGAGGAUAUCCCAUCAGACGCCCAACUGCUGGACCUGCAAAACAACAAGAUCACCGAGAUCAGAGAGAACGACUUCAAAGGCCUCAAAGCACUUCAUGCUCUCAUUCUGGUAAACAACAAGAUCACCAUCAUCCACGCCAAGGCCUUUUCUCCUCUGGUCAACCUUCAGAGGCUUUACCUGUCUAAGAACCUGCUGAAGGAUAUUCCCAGCAACAUGCCCAAGAGCGUCCAGGAGCUGCGCAUCCACGAGAACCAGAUCACUAAAAUCAAGAAGGCCUCCUUCACUGGCAUGGUUAAUGUCAUUGUCAUGGAGCUUGGCUCCAACCCCUUGACCAGUUCAGGUGUGGACGCAGAUGCUUUCAAGGAUCUGAAGAGGGUUUCCUACAUCCGUAUCGCUGACACCAACAUUACCAGCAUUCCCAAAGGUCUGCCCACCUCUCUGUCAGAGCUGCACCUGGAUGGGAACAGGAUUACCAAGGUCACUGCCGACAGCCUGAAAGGUCUCAAGCACCUAGCCAAGCUUGGCCUGAGCAGUAAUGAGAUCAGUGUUGUGGAGAACGGGACUCUGCCCAUGAUUCCACACUUGAGGGAGCUCCACCUGGACCACAAUGCUCUAACCAGUGUGCCUGCUGGUCUUCCUGACCACAAGUACAUCCAGGUGAUCUAUCUUCAUGCCAACAAGAUAGCCUCUGUGGGAACGGAAGACUUCUGCCCUGCCAGCUUCAACACCAAGAAGGCCAUGUAUUCCGGCAUCAGUCUGUUCAGCAACCCCGUGCCGUACUGGGAGGUCCAACCCAUCACUUUCCGUUGCGUUUUUGACCGCUCUGCUGUUCAGCUGGGCAACUACAGGAAGAAAUAAGGCGUCUAGAGUGCCUGACCACUGUCCUUAUAACCCCCCCAUCCCCCCAUCCCCACCCACCCCAACCACCCCCUCCUUUCCAAAGCACCUCAAGUGUGUAACUCGAAUUCGAAUGUCCUGACUCGGACGACUCAAAAUGUGUUCUGAGUAUACUGAUAAUGGCACACAACAGGCAAUACUGCGCACUAAUUUCACAUAGCGAAGUAAUAAACAGUAACAACAUCAAGUAUCUUGCACAUUACAUGUUACAAAAAGAAAUAGCUAAACAUGUAUCAGGCUUUGUUCCUCUUUUUUUUUUUUUCCUAUACAUCCCUAUAGCACUACUAGAACCUUGUGUUAAGUGAAAGAGCAUAAUAAAAAUAAUCAUAGAGGUAUUAUUGGUUAAAGAAAAAGCCAUGACCACUUAGGAUAAUCAAGUGCACGUAUAUAUAUAGUCCUUUGGUUCAAAAGAAUGUGGUUCUAUUUGGAUAUUUCUUGUUCAUAUAAAGAAGAUCCACUCCUGGCCCCUCUCUGGAUCUUUGGGACUUUUCUAAAUUGACAAGGCGGGCCUGCUGAGCGGGCAGCGAAAGGUUAAUUUGCUCCACAUUACCAGGAAAAAGAGCUGAUAUACUAGGUGCACUCAACUAUUAUUACCUGUAUAGCAGUAGUGUUCAGCGUGUACUGUUAGAAAUACAGCCAUCAUGCUCAAAUUUUCCAUUUUCCUCUUCUUUUUUUUUCCCCCCCGCAGUAUUCCUUUCAGUUAGGAGAUGCAAUGAAUUGUCACACUGCAGUAUUUUCCUCCUCUUGCUUCAGAUGUGCAUUUUGUUUGUUCGUUUGUUCGUCUUGAUCGUUUUUAAAACCAGCUGCCAUGCCACAUAUGGUAGGAAAAAAAAGCUCUUCAAGAGGUAGAAUAAACUAUAUUGUCUUUUUAAUGGAAGCAAUUCCCAAAGACCUAUGCUUUUUUUUUCUUUCACUAUUCUUCUUACUUGUUCUGCUUCACCAAGGGUGGCUUGCCAUGUUUAAAUGUGUGCAUUUGUGUCUGAAGAGGAGUGGAAUUAGCAGGUAGACGUGGCUGAACAUGUCCCCCUCUGUCCUUGUGUUAGUGACUGUCACAUGUAUAGAAGCUGUAAAUAAAUGCUGUAUAAAAAAAAAAAAAAAAAAAAAAAAUCCCUUUCCUUGCUUAAAGAAAACAAGCACGGUAGUCGUCCGGACUUGAAUAUAUCGGCAAUAAAGGUGAUUCUUUCUUUCUUUCUUUCUCGAGUCAAAGCUAAAACUUCCAUACACCAACACACACCACAUCUGUACACAUCCCAAAUGGACAGUGACCUUUUAAGAGUAAAGGACAAUCAUGUUUUCACAGUCUCACAUUGCUUUGCACAAAUAUGGUAUAUAGGAUAUAUAUGGUAUACACAAAUAUGGUAUACAGGAGCACGGAGGCUUAGUGGCUUAGCAGGUUCGCCUCACACCGCCAGGGUUGGAGGUUCGAUUCCCGCCGCUACCCUGCGUGUGUGGAGUGUGCAUGUUCUCCCCGUGCUUUGGGGGUUUCCUCCGGGUACUCCGGUUUCCUCCCUCAGUCCGGAGACAUGCAUGGUAGGCUGAUUGGCAUGUCCAAAGUGUCCGUAGUGUAUGAAUGUGCCUUGCGAUGGAUUGGCACCCUGUCCAGGGUGUAAGCCCGCCUUGUGCCCGAUGCUCCUUGGGAUAGGCUCCAGGUUCCCCGCGACCCUGAAGGAUAAGCGGCAUAGAAGAUGGAUGGAUGGAUGGUACAUACCGCAUGGUUUCUCAUAACGUCACAAUGUGGCACAACAGAAGCUCGUUCACCUUAUCGCAAGUUCGAAUCCCGCUGAUGCUAUCCGAGUCCCAGAGUGCGUAAUAAUUAGGAUCUCUAGGUGGGAGGGGUGAUGGUCUUACUGUCUUCCCUGUCAAUUGUUGAAAUCCCUAACCAGUCGUGGGAAAAGUGUGAGGUAGCAUGAGAGGCAGAAACAACAAGGCUGCACGUGUCUUGAAGGAUGCACAUGCUAACACUUACCCUCACCAGGUUGCAUGAUAGUGGAUAACUAUCUAAUGGUUGGAAAGUGGCAAAACGACCAACUUGGAACAAUACAAUUACAGUAUAUUUACAGCACAACUACACCUACAAUAAGUAAGAGAGUAAGAGAGUUGAACAGGCGAUACUGCACGCAUGACCCAUUGUACCCCGUGGUUACUGUGUGAAAAAGGGGAAAUAUAUCUCUGUUUUACAUGUUUAUCUACAAAUAAAUGGUCUAAGGCAGUGA
This is a messenger RNA of Ictalurus furcatus (blue catfish), 3517 nucleotides long. RefSeq names its product decorin (gene dcn). The transcript is spliced from 8 exons. Lineage: Eukaryota; Metazoa; Chordata; Actinopteri; Siluriformes; Ictaluridae. Gene Ontology annotation, molecular function: protein binding. Bases 168 to 1265 code for a protein of 365 amino acids. The record is from RefSeq and is a predicted model, not a curated record.